CGUUCAGACCCGGUCCCCGUCAGACCAGCACCGUUCAGACCCGGUCCCCGUCAGACCAUCAUGCAGUCCUUCGUCCUCUCUCUGUCUCUGGUUCCGGUUCUGUUGAUCCUCUCUGCGGUCCCGGUGCUCUCGGUCCGGGUCUCUGCAGGUCCGGGCUGCGGGCCGUGUGACCCGGCUCAGUGCGCUCCUCUCCCGGAGGAGGGCUGCGGGUCCGGGUCCGUCCCGGACGCGUGCGGCUGCUGCGCGGUGUGCGCGGCGGCGGAGCGGCAGCUGUGCGGCGGACGCCGCGCCGCCGCACGCCGCUGCGGCUCCGGGAUGGAGUGCGUCAGAAGCGACGCGGACAAGAAGAACAAGAUGGGAGUCUGCGUCUGUAAGAGCGACUACGAGGUCUGCGGCACCGACGGACGCACCUACCGGAGCGGAUGCGCACUCAAGAGCGCCAGCAUGACCGCAGAGAAGGAGGGCAGGGAACCAAUCAGCGUACAGAACAAGGGCCGCUGUGCCACAGCUCCAGUCAUUGUCACUCCUCCAGGUGAGGUCUACAAUGUGAGCGGCUCUCAGGUGUACCUGAGCUGUGAGGCAGUGGGGGUGCCCACACCUGUCCUAACCUGGAAGAAGGUCCUCAGUGGGAAGAAGAGGAUGGAGCUUCUUCCUGGAGACAGAGACAACCUGGCGAUUCAAACGAGAGGAGGACCAGAGAAACAUGAAGUGACCGGCUGGGUGCUGAUCUCUCCUCUGACCAAAGAAGAAGAAGGAUCGUACGAGUGUCACGCCACCAACUCCAAAGGAGAAGCCUCAGCUGUCGGAGCCAUUUACCUGGUCGAGUCCAGCGAUGACAUCGUCAAGAAAGUGGCGAAGGAAGAUGAGCUGUGAGCAGCUGAUCACCGAUGAGUGAAGAUGAUUUUAUAAAGUUCCAGUGAAGUCAUAUGAUUUUCACUCUUCAUGUCUAUCUUUUCAUCUAGUUCUGAAUUAAGAGAACACAUUUUGAUUUUAGGUCUAAAUUUAGACUUUCUUAUCUUUUCUUUUUGCAUUCAUAGUCUUAGUUUAACUUUUUUUGUUUUAACAGUUUAUAUUAUUGUAAUGAUUUAUUUUAUUUUUCUGAGUCAAACUGAAAUCAAUUAGAAUUUUAAUUUGCAAAGAUAUUACACUGAUCACAGUCAGAUAUUAAGUGUAGGUGACUGAUGCAUCACUAGUGCAAAUUAAAUCAGUUACAUACAGAUUUUCAUCUGUAGAGAUAUUUUCAGAUUAGUUCGUAAAAUUGUUUAAAAUUGUUCUCCUAACAAGACUUAUCUUUUAUCUCUCUGAGCUUCACCGUUUGUUGUUGGAAACUGAAAUAAUUUUUAAUUUUUUCUCUGAAUAAAAAAUAAUUUCUUCA
Molecule: messenger RNA, 1375 nt
Organism: Anoplopoma fimbria (sablefish)
Lineage: Eukaryota; Metazoa; Chordata; Actinopteri; Perciformes; Anoplopomatidae
Gene: igfbp7
Product: insulin-like growth factor binding protein 7
Exons: 5
Coding region: 61-873 (270 amino acids)
Biological process (GO): regulation of signal transduction; regulation of cell growth
Cellular component (GO): extracellular region
Molecular function (GO): insulin-like growth factor binding
Source: RefSeq, a predicted model, not a curated record